AUGGCAAAAGUCGACGAUUUCAACGAUAGACAAAACCAGAUUGACGCCGAGAACGAGCCAUAUCAUCAAUAUGAAUAUCAGACAGAGGAGAACGAGUCUUGGGCAGGAGCUCUGCCAGUGAAGCAAGGAUUAUACGAUCCUGGCUUGGAGAAAGAUGCGUGCGGUGUUGGCUUUGCUUGCCACAUAAAGGGCAAGGCGAGCCACAAGAUUGUUAGCGAUGCGCGGAACUUGCUGUGUAACAUGACCCAUCGCGGUGCGGUCGGGUCCGAUGCGCGAGACGGAGAUGGAGCGGGUGUUAUGACUUCAAUCCCCCACAAGUUCUUCAUCAAGAAUUUUGAACGCGAAACGGAUAUCAAGCUUCCACCUCUAGGGCAAUAUGCCGUGGGCAAUCUUUUCUUCAAGCCAGAUGAGGAGACUUUGCAUGAAUCAAAGAGACAAUUGGAAGAGAUCUCAGAGUCACUGGGGUUGAGAGUAUUGGGGUGGCGGGAGCCUCCUAAAGAUUCCACUCUCCUUGGUCCCGCGGCUGCUUCUCGUGAGCCAACUAUUCUGCAGCCAUUCGUUGUACUUGCUUCUGCAUAUGGUUCUGGCAACUCGCCCGAGAUCACAGACCCCAGUCUUUUUGAUGACAAACACUUCGAAAGACAGCUCUAUGUACUGCGAAAGCGUGCAACCCACACCAUUGGCUUGCACAACUGGUUCUACCUGUGCUCUCUGUCCAACAAGAACAUUGUGUACAAAGGCCAGCUUGCUCCCAUCCAAGUAUAUCAGUACUAUUAUGAUCUGGUCAACGCCGAUUACGAAGCCCAUUUCGCUCUCGUGCAUUCCCGUUUUUCUACCAACACCUUCCCUUCCUGGGAUCGUGCCCAACCCCUGAGAUGGGCAGCUCACAAUGGUGAAAUCAAUACUUUGCGAGGGAACAAGAACUGGAUGCGAGCUCGCGAGGGUGUCAUGCAGUCCGAUAUUUUUGGCGAAGAGCUUGAAUCGCUCUACCCAAUCGUUGAAGAUGGUGGCUCCGAUUCGGCCGCCUUCGACAAUGUCCUGGAACUGUUGACCAUCAAUGGUGUGUUGUCGCUCCCAGAGGCGGUCAUGCUUAUGGUGCCUGAAGCGUGGGAGGACAACCCCGCGAUGGAUCCUGCCAAGGCCGCCUUCUACGAGUGGGCAGCUUGUCAGAUGGAGCCUUGGGAUGGUCCAGCGCUCUUUACAUUCGCGGAUGGACGGUACUGCGGUGCCAACCUGGACCGAAACGGUCUCCGACCUUGCAGGUACUACGUUAUGGAUGAUGACAGAAUUAUUUGUGCAUCAGAAGUCGGGACUAUCCCCGUUGACCCCGAGCGUGUUAUCCUCAAGGGUCGCUUGCAACCGGGAAAGAUGUUGCUGGUCGAUACGCUUGCUGGUCGCAUCAUCGACGACAGUGAGCUGAAAAGCACGGUGUCUACUCGCCAGGACUUCAGAGCUUGGCUUCAGAAGGAGCUGUUAAGCUUGCCAAAGAUCCUUGAGGAUCUUCUCACUCAAGGAGCAGUCGAACUGGCCCCAAAGCCAGAUGCUUCUCAAAUCCAGGAGGACCCCAUGCUGAGAGCAUUCGGAUACUCUUUCGAACAAGUCAGUCUGCUUCUCGGUCCCAUGGCCACUGAUGAGAAGGAGGCUCUUGGAUCCAUGGGAAACGACGCUCCGCUGGCCUGCCUGGCUCAGGCUCCUCGUCUGCUGUAUGAAUACUUUAGACAGCUGUUCGCUCAAGUCACCAACCCUCCCAUCGACCCCAUCAGGGAAGCCAUCGUCAUGUCUCUGCAGUGCUACGUUGGACCUCAGGGCAACUUGCUCGAGAUGGAUUCUUCCCAGUGUGGUCGAUUGCUUCUCCCAACCCCAGUCCUCUCCAUCCCCGAGUUCAAUGCGUUGAAGAACAUCAACAGGAUGAAUUCUGCCUGGACUGUCAAGGUCAUUGAUUUGACAUUCCCCAAGUCAGAGGGUGUUCAAGGAUAUAUCAACCAUUUGGACGAGAUAUGCGACCAGGCAACUGCAGCCAUCAACAAUAAGGACCGCAUCAUCAUCCUAUCCGAUCGUGCCACUUCCGCAGACCGCGUUCCCGUAUCUGCUCUACUCGCAUCCGGUAUGGUCCACCACCACUUGGUUAACAACAAGUGGAGAUCGCUUGCUGCUGUCGUUGUCGAGACUGCCGAGGCCCGCGAAGUCCACCACAUGUGCGUGCUGCUCGGAUACGGCGCUGAUGCCAUCAACCCAUACCUCGCUAUGGAGUGCAUCAUCAAGCUGAACCGAGAGGGUCUUAUCCGAAAGAAGCUCACCGACGAUGAGCUCAUCCGCAACUACAAGUAUUCCGCGGAUGGAGGUAUCUUGAAGGUGAUGAGCAAGAUGGGUAUCUCCACCCUGGCCAGUUACAAGGGUGCUCAGAUCUUCGAGGCACUUGGUGUUGAUGACACGGUUGUAGAUCGCUGCUUCAAGGGAACCGCCACCAGAAUCAAGGGCAUCACUUUCGAGCUGAUCGCAGAGGAUGCUUUCAGAUUCCACGAGAAGGGUUUCCCAUCCCGAUAUACCGUCUCUGUUCCAGGUCUUGUCGAGUCUGGCGAGUACCAUUGGCGUGACGGCGGAGAGCCCCACAUCAAUGAUCCGACAUCGAUUGCCAACAUCCAGGAUGCGGUCCGUACCAAGAACGACAAGUCGUACGAGGCUUAUUCUCGCUCCGAGUACGAGCAAAUCAAGUCUUGCACCCUUCGAGGUCUUCUAGAUUUCAAGUUUGAUGAGUGCUCUCCGGUGCCCAUCGACCAAGUUGAGCCAUGGACCGAGAUUGUCCGCCGCUUCUGUACGGGAGCCAUGUCCUAUGGUUCUAUUUCUAUGGAAUCCCAUUCUACUCUUGCUGUGGCAAUGAACCGACUUGGUGGAAAAUCCAACACCGGAGAAGGAGGAGAAGACCCUGAGCGAUCCGAGAGAAUGGCGAACGGCGAUACCAUGCGUUCUGCCAUCAAACAGGUUGCAUCCGGCCGCUUCGGUGUCACUUCCAACUACCUCGCCGACUCUGAUGAGCUCCAGAUUAAGAUGGCACAAGGCGCUAAGCCUGGAGAAGGUGGUGAGCUACCCGGCCAUAAGGUUUCGAAGUCCAUUGCCCGCACGCGUCACUCUACCCCUGGUGUUGGUCUCAUUUCCCCACCACCCCACCACGACAUCUACAGUAUCGAAGAUUUGAAGCAACUCAUCUACGAUCUCAAGUGCUCUAACCCUCGUGCCCGAGUAUCUGUCAAGCUUGUCUCCGAGACGGGUGUUGGAAUCGUCGCUUCGGGUGUCGCCAAGGCCAAGGCCGACCACAUCUUGAUUUCGGGUCAUGAUGGUGGAACUGGUGCUUCCCGAUGGACCGGUAUUAAAUAUGCCGGUCUUCCUUGGGAGCUUGGUCUUGCCGAGACCCAUCAGACUCUGGUUCUGAACGAUCUCCGUGGUCGUGUCGUUGUCCAGACUGAUGGUCAACUCCGAACCGGACGCGAUGUUGCUAUUGCCUGUCUGCUCGGCGCUGAGGAGUGGGGCUUUGCCACUACUCCUCUGAUCGCUAUGGGGUGUAUCUUCAUGAGAAAAUGCCACACGAAUACGUGCCCGGUUGGUAUCGCCACCCAAGACCCUGAGCUCAGAAAGAAGUUCAAGGGUAGUCCGGAACAUGUCAUCAACUUCUUCUACUACAUUGCUAAUGAGCUUCGUGCUAUCAUGGCUAAGCUUGGCUUCAGGACCAUUAACGAAAUGGUUGGUCACGCUGAGAAGUUGAGAGUUCGUGAAGAUCUUCGAACUCCCAAAACUCAAAACAUUGAUUUGUCAUUGAUACUCACACCGGCCCACAAGCUACGACCUGGGGUUGCGACUUUCAAUGUUCGCAAGCAGGACCAUCGUCUCUACGUUAGACUCGACAACAAGCUGAUUUCAGAGGCUGAAUUGACUCUUGACAAAGGAUUGCCUUCCCGAAUUGAGUGCGAUGUCGUUAAUACCGACCGUGCCAUGGGAACUUCGCUCUCGUACCAAAUUUCCAAGCGUUACGGUGAAGAGGGGCUUCCCAUGGACACUGUCCACGUCAAUAUCAAGGGUUCUGCUGGUCAAUCAUUCGGUGCUUUCCUCGCACCGGGGGUCACUUUGGAGCUGGAGGGAGAUUCCAACGACUAUGUUGGAAAAGGUCUUUCAGGAGGACGCCUCAUCAUCUACCCUCCACGCGCAGCCGUCUUCAAGGCAGAGGAGAAUGUCAUCGUUGGCAACGUCUGCUUAUACGGUGCCACCAGUGGAACUUGUUUCUUCCGUGGUGUUGCUGCAGAGCGAUUUGCUGUUCGCAACUCGGGUGCCACCGCUGUCGUUGAGGGUGUCGGUGAUCACGGAUGUGAGUACAUGACUGGAGGUCGUGUGCUCAUUCUUGGAAGCACUGGUCGCAACUUUGCUGCCGGCAUGUCUGGUGGAAUUGCCUAUAUCCUGGAUAUCCAGCAAGACUUCAUGUCUAAGCUUAACCCUGAGAUGGUUGAAGCAUCCGGCAUUGAUGAUCCAACUGAGAUUGCCUACGUACGAGGCUUGAUCGAGGAUCACCACCACUACACCGGCUCCGAACUUGCCGCCCGUAUCCUCCUCGACUUCAACCGAGCCCUUCCACGAUUCGUGAAGGUCCUGCCAGUUGACUACAAGCGUGUUCUCGCCGAAGAGGCCGCUAAGGCAGCUGAGGCCAAGCGAGCUGAGUUCCAGAUGCCAAACAUCCCCGGUCUAGCAAUUCGUGAGCACGAGGAUAAGAUGAAGGAGAAGGCUAAGCACGCGAAGUCCAGCGUGCAGGACAUCGAGGAGUCCAUUGGCGAUUCUGCCGUCGAGAAGAAGAGAUCUCUCGUCUUGGACAAGACCAGGGGUUUCAUGAAGUAUCAACGCCGCUCCGAGAAAUACCGUUCUGCAAAGACGCGAACUCGCGAUUGGGCUGAGCUUUCCAAGCGUCUCGACGAGGAUGAGCUUAAGUACCAAGCUGCUCGCUGCAUGGACUGUGGUGUUCCCUUCUGUCAGUCUGACUCUGGCUGCCCUAUUUCUAACAUCAUUCCCAAAUGGAACGAGCUGGCGUUUCGCGGCUCCUGGAGAGAUGCUCUCAAUCGUCUGCUCAUGACCAACAACUUUCCCGAGUUUACCGGGCGUGUUUGCCCUGCUCCUUGCGAAGGUGCUUGCGUCCUCGGCAUUAACGAAGACCCAGUCGGGAUCAAGUCAAUCGAGUGUGCCAUCAUCGACCGUGGAUUUGACAUGGGCUGGAUGAUUCCUCAGCCACCAAAGGUCCGCACUGGAAAAACCGUAGCCAUCAUUGGAUCUGGACCCGCCGGUCUUGCAUGUGCCGAUCAGCUCAACAAGGCUGGGCACUCGGUCACCCUCUACGAACGCGCCGAUCGUCUGGGUGGCCUUCUCAUGUAUGGUAUCCCCAACAUGAAACUCGACAAGAAGAUUGUCAAACGUCGUACGGACUUCAUGGCUGCGGAGGGCAUCGUUUUCAAGACUGGCGUCGCUAUCGGAGAACAAAUCACCCUUAAUGACCUCAAGGCUGAGAACGAUGCUGUCGUCAUUGCCACUGGUGCUACAGUCGCUCGCGAUCUCCCAAUCAAAAACAGAAACCUUGAGGGUAUCCAUUUUGCCAUGCAAUUCCUCCACAAGAAUACAAAGUCUCUUCUUGACUCUGAGCUUGCGGAUGGUGAAUUCAUCUCGGCUAAGGGCAAGAACGUCGUGGUUAUCGGUGGUGGUGACACUGGAAACGACUGCAUCGGCACCUCGCUUCGUCACGGUGCCAAGUCCGUCACCAACUUCGAGUUGUUGCCACAGCCACCUAACGAGCGUGCCCGCGACAACCCAUGGCCUCAGUGGCCCAGAAUAUACCGUGUCGACUACGGCCACACAGAGGUCAAGCAGCACAUGGGCAAGGAUCCUCGUGAAUUCUGUGUCAUGUCUGAGGAAUUCGUCGAUGACGGAGAGGGCAGAGUCAAGGGCAUUAACACUAUCCGUGUUGAGUGGACCAAGUCUGCUACUGGGGGAUGGGACAUGAAGAAAAUCGAGGGCUCCCAGCAAUUCUUUCCUGCCGAGCUUGUUCUCCUGUCCAUGGGUUUCCUUGGCCCCGAGGACCGCGUUCUUGGUGACGAGGUGGAGAAGGACGCUCGUAAGAACGUCAAGACCCCUCCUGGGAAGUACCACACCAACAUGGAAGGUGUCUUUGCUGCUGGUGACUGCCGCCGUGGACAGUCCCUCAUCGUCUGGGGUAUCAACGAAGGCCGUCAAUCCGCUCGUGAGGUUGAUCUCUACCUUGAAGGAUCUACCGGCCUGCCUGUCACUGGUGGUAUCGUCAAGCAAACCGCCAACGAGAUUCUCGGCAAGCACGCAGCAAAGGAGGUGCAAGGGCGCGCCGAGCGUGCUCCCAUCCAAGUCACUGCUGCCGCAAACUGA
Molecule: messenger RNA, 6420 nt
Organism: Drepanopeziza brunnea f. sp. 'multigermtubi' MB_m1
Lineage: Eukaryota; Fungi; Ascomycota; Leotiomycetes; Helotiales; Drepanopezizaceae
Molecular function (GO): FMN binding; glutamate synthase (NADH) activity; iron ion binding
Source: RefSeq, a predicted model, not a curated record